Batrachochytrium dendrobatidis JAM81 is the source of this 3594-nucleotide messenger RNA. RefSeq lists its product as uncharacterized. The coding region runs from base 1 to 3594 and encodes 1197 amino acids. Gene Ontology annotation, biological process: intracellular signal transduction; protein phosphorylation. Lineage: Eukaryota; Fungi; Chytridiomycota; Chytridiomycetes; Rhizophydiales. Gene Ontology annotation, cellular component: cytoplasm. Gene Ontology annotation, molecular function: protein serine/threonine kinase activity; ATP binding. The transcript is spliced from 2 exons. The record is from RefSeq and is a predicted model, not a curated record.
AUGGCAUCUGUCACAGUACCAAUCACGACACCAAUCGAAGAAACUCAUCUUGGCGGUCUCACUCAUGUUCGAAAUUACAGCAUUACCCAUGCUCCUCCUUCUACACCGCUUCGAUUAGAGCUGUCAGGAAAAGUUCCUUAUACUCUGCGAUCUCGCCCCCCAACAGCUACUAAACAUUCUCGCCGCUCUACAGAAAACCUUGAGGAAGUGGACGAAGGUUAUGGCUCAAUGCCACUCAUCAAUGAGGCUCGAAAGGUGCUUUUGGAAUUUGAAGAGCAAAAUUCAGAUGGAUCUAGUUCAGAAGUCCCAUUGCUUGAAUCUGGAAAAUCAGUCGCUAUUUCAACCACCACAAACCAGCAUGAUGAAGUGACUACUUUAGAGGCUACUGAGGUCAAGCCAAAGCCUUUUCGGGUUGUGGUGAUACGCCCAAGACAAGUAUCAGCGUUUUCGGCCAAGUCAGAAAAACACGACGCGAAACUCGCUUCUGAUGGCCAAUCACCGACUACCACUAUAGAAAAAUCAAAAAAGGUGCAGUCAGUAACCCCACCUGAUACUCAUAUGAUCAUGUUAAAGGAAGAAGAAUCGCAACCAUCAGUCCUUUAUGAGCAAGUUGAUCGGGUAGCAAGUAUUGAUUUCGACAAUAAGCUUGUGCUAGAUGAUGAUGUCUCGAAUGCCCAACAACCAUCUACACCAUCCGACUUGCUAACAAAGAAAUCGCUUGAAAAACAUGGCAGUUUUUUCGAAGCUGCACCAUUAAGAAAAUGGGCACCCGUAUCUGAUUUAUACGAUGCUGUGGAUCUUGGCUCUGCUUUUUCUGAAAAUUCACUCGAGGAUAUUGGCCAUGAAUGCGAUCGAUUUGCAGAUAUUGACGCGGAAAUUAGUCCUAGUUCCAACCAACUAGGUAGUCAAUAUAGUUUGGAACAUGAAAUCGAUCUUUCCUCUUGGCAGUCCAAAAACAAGCUUUUGGACAAGUAUCUUAAAAACAAUGACAGUAUGCCAUCACCUAUUGAAGAAUCAACCAGCAAAGCCGAUAUAUUAAAUUCAAACAAUCUUCAGCCUGAAAAUCAUGCCAACCACAAACGUGAUGACCCGAUCUUGCUAGUGUUUGAUGAGCCAGUCAUCGAUGCCCUUCAUCCUGAAAGCAAUCUAUUACAAUCUCAGUCUAUUGCUGUUGAAAUAUCCAGUACUCGACAAGACUCUAAUAAGCAAGCAGAUGCGUUAUUUUCUGCUGACGAUACAGCCAGUAGUAUCAAAAAAUUGCCAACCAGUGAUGCUGAAGGUCAUCCUUCAUUCAUCAACGUCCAUAUUCAUAAAAAACCCGAUAAUUUGCAUCCACUACCCUCUCGCGCAAUGUCUGGUUCCAACUUUGAAUCUACUCUAGCUGUUCGUUCAUCGUCGUUUCAUGUGGGAACUAUAAUGCCUCAGCAACGUAGCAUGUACCAAAUGAAAAAGCUAAAACAAUCACUUCCAACUUUGGAUGAUGAAGAAGAGCCAGAUGUUAAACCCAGCAAUUUAUCAAAGUCCAACACAGCCCAUAUUAUAGAAUCAAAAUCAAUGACUGAAUCUAUUUCCAGUCAUGAGUCAGUUUCUGAUGAUCUGUCAUCCGUCGAGGAUUUAAAAAAGGAGGAAUCAUUCAACAGCACCAGUUCAGCCAUUGAAUCCAUUGUCAAGUCAGAUUCUAUGUGCGCUAAUAGUUCCAAAAUCAUCCCAAAGGACGGUAUUCGACUUAAGAAACCUGGACUACAUAUGCCAGACAUUAUCAAAAAAAUGAUUCCAGCAAAAAUAUUCAAGGCUGACAAGGAGCCAGGUAUUAAUAGUCGCAGUAAUUCCACUAGUAGCAUUUCUAGCGGAAAGUUUGCAUUUUUUAAAGGUCUUUCAGGAUUUAAUAUCAGAAGUCGCGAUAACAGUACGGAGGAUAUCCGACAAUUGAAUUUGAUUACGGGUAAAAUCCAAUUGCCAGUCAAUACUGAAAAGAUUAAAAUGCAGCAGAAACUGCAUGAGAAUCUUGUCAAAGAAUUCAUGUCUGAACCACACGAAGCUCCACUAAUUCGGCUAGAAAAGUAUAGUCAGCAAAAAGCCACGUUUCCUAUUCAUCGCGGUGCCGUGAAUCCUACAAAAAGUAUAGCAAGUAGUAAGGGAUCAUCGUGCAAAUCCAAGAUACACAGUCUUCAAUCAAGUGAUACCAGUAAAUCAUCCAUCCAGAAAAGUGGUUCAAUGACAUCGACCUCUUCUCAAAGUAGCACGAGCACCAGCGAACGUGAGUCUAUGCAAAAACAAAAUAUUGCCAUUGCAACAAAAAAUAAUGUCAAGGGAGCACACACUGGCUCAAUGAACACACAUAUUAUUGAUAAUACUCCACCCAGUAUUAAGGCUGUGGAGGAUCUUGCAAUUCUUGAAGAGUUUUCGACAAAAGAAAAAUACCGAUUCGAGUCUAGCUAUAAACUAAUUAAGCAAAUUGGUAGCGGUGGACAUUCUACAGUGUGGUUAUCGACACGCAACAGCGAUGGACGUAUGGUGGUUUGCAAAUUCAUUAAUGCCUCCAGUGUAUGGAAUUGGCAUGUGGAAGAAAGCGGAUUUCCCACAAACAGGCGAGCCAGUUUGGUAGAUACUGUUUCAAAUUCGCUCAAGCCAAAAUUGGCCAGUAUCAGUCUUAUAUCAAAUAAUAGCAGAAAGAUCUUUGGCAAUGGUAACAAGACCAGCCAUUCUACAAGCGGCUCUGAAACCUGUUUGGAUCAGACACCUGAUGUGACGGCAUUUGCCAGCUCGAUGCCAUCUUUGGAAAUUACUGAUCAUACCACGUUUACACCCAAAGAUAUUGCAAUGUCAAAGCUGACUGCGCUGAUCAAAAAGACAUCAAAAACAAGUCAGCCUAUCAAGGUUGUGCCUGUUCGCAAAAUUCCGCUUGAGAUUCACAAGAUGCGACAUUUUGCUGGACAAAACCAACCCCGCCUUGUCAAGUACUAUGACCAUUUUGAAAUGUAUCCGCGAUAUGUAAUCGUCAUGGAGUACCUUGGUCAAGAGUGGGUAGAUCUUUACGACUAUAUUGAAAUGUACGGACCUGUCAAGGAAUCACAUGCAUGCAUGAUUUUCAAACAAAUUGUUGAAACAGUUGCAUGCAUGCAUCGCAUGGGAUUCUGUCACAAUGAUAUCAAGGAUGAAAACAUUAUGAUUCACACAAAAACCCGCGAAAUCAAGUUGAUUGAUUUUGGAUCCACCACAUACCUUAAGCCAGAAGUUCCCACAAAAAUAUUUUAUGGGACUAAAAAGUUUGCAGCGCCUGAAGCGCUUGACGGCGGUGAUUAUUAUCCAGCUUGCCAAGAAACCUGGGCACUCGGAACUCUGCUAUACGUGUUGCUUUUUCAAAUGGAUCCAUUCAAGGAUGAUGAUGAGGUAAUGGAACUAAAUAUCACACACCGUAUUGAGCGUCUGCGCGCACCAGUCGAACCCGGUUCAUCACGAGCCAAACAGGGACAUGUUCCAAUUGUUGUUUCUGACGAAGCAGUCGAUUUACUAUCUGCACUCAUGCAAAAAGACUAUAGAAAUCGACCCAAAAUCAGUGAAAUCAUUGAUUUUGAUUUUUUCCAUCAAGAAUAG